Molecule: messenger RNA, 678 nt
Organism: Brienomyrus brachyistius
Lineage: Eukaryota; Metazoa; Chordata; Actinopteri; Osteoglossiformes; Mormyridae
Gene: rpl12
Product: ribosomal protein L12
Exons: 7
Coding region: 134-631 (165 amino acids)
Biological process (GO): translation
Cellular component (GO): cytosolic large ribosomal subunit; ribosome
Molecular function (GO): structural constituent of ribosome; large ribosomal subunit rRNA binding
Source: RefSeq, a predicted model, not a curated record
UGACCGCAUUGCCUUCCUUUCUUUUCGUAACACGCGGUGAAGGUGCAACUCUUUUCGGUCGUCCCGAAUCCGGGUUCAUCCGACACCCUCACCUGUCUUAAAUUGGUCUGAGCUCAACUUCCACAGCGACACCAUGGCUCCCAAGUUUGACCCGACUGAAGUUAAAAUUGUGUACAUGAGGUGCACAGGAGGAGAAGUUGGUGCCACUUCAGCUCUGGCCCCCAAAAUCGGUCCUUUGGGUUUGUCUCCCAAGAAAGUGGGUGACGACAUCGCCAAGGCGACCGGUGACUGGAAGGGUCUAAGGAUCACGGUGAAGCUGACCAUCCAGAACAGGCAGGCUGCGAUCGAGGUGGUACCCUCUGCGUCGGCUCUGAUCAUCAAGGCACUGAAGGAGCCUCCUCGUGACAGGAAGAAGGUCAAGAACAUCAAGCACAAUGGCAGCGUGACCUUUGAGGAGAUCAUUACCAUUGCUCGCCAAAUGAGGAACCGGUCCAUUGCCAGAGAGCUUUCUGGAACAGUGAAGGAGAUCCUGGGCACUGCACAGUCUGUGGGCUGCACCAUCGACGGCCGCCCCCCCCACGAUGUCAUUGACGAGAUUAACAGCGGCAGACUGGAGUGUCCUUCUGAGUAAACAUGGUGGAAUAUAGGGGUGUGAAAAUAAAGGAAACUUCAUGAGAA